AUGUCCCCCUCUUCACCCAGGGAGCCUGUGCCCACGCCGCCCCCCCUCUCCCUCUCCGAUCUCUUCAAGAAUAUCCACAUGCCCCCGCCUACUCCUGCUGCGAGCCACAGUCCCCCCGGCUCGGCUGGCGGCGCAGACCAGAGGACCAAGUUGUUGGGCAUGCUGUCCUUUGGGGGUACGCCCGCCAGCGGGGCGACCUCGCCUGCGUUUACAGCCGUGAGCUCCCCGCCCGUUAUCGCCCACCAAUCUGGUAUCAUCACCUCGCCCCCUCCUCCCGCCGUAUCCGCCUCUCCCUCCGUAGCCUCGCUCCGGGGGCCCAAAGCGACUCUUCCCGGCCACUCGCCCGCCCACUCGCCUGCGCCCGCGCCCGCGCCCGCGCCUGUGGUGGAGGGCCAGCACCAACCCCAAGCCCAAGCCGAGGCCCAAAAGGGUACGCCAAAAGCAGCGAUCCCACCCGCAAAGUUUACGUUCAUCUCCCCCUUUGACGCUUUUGAGCCUGCGCCCAGCAAGGGUAGUGCGCCGUCUUCUUUGGCGGCGGCGUCGCCUGUGGGGUCGUACAGGGCUUCGCCUGUACCUGCUUCUGCUGCUGAUCCCACUUCUGGCCCUGCCCCUUCCCCUGCCCCUGCCCCUGCCCCUGCCUCGGGGAGGAGUGCUUCCGCCGUCGGGUCGGGUUUGGCGUCGACGUCGGGGACGGAUAAUGUGCAUGGGGAGGCUGUGACCCACGCUUCCAUUCCAGCGCAGACUAUCCCUACGAAGCAGACUCCGACUCCCAAGGCGAAGAACAGCGGGAGGAAGGAGCAAGUUGAAAAGGUGGACGUGGAUGCGGUGGAUGUGAAGAAGGAGGAAGGAGAGAAAGUGGGAGAGGUGGAAGACCCUGCGAUCGCUGCUUUCGACCCUUCCCCCGCUCCCCCUCCCGUCCCUGCCACUGGGCUUACUGGGCUUACUGGGAUCAAGGCGAACGAUGUGAAGAAGCAAGUCGUCGUACCCAGCCCUUCCGCUCUCACCCAACCCAAACUUACCACGCCCUUGCCUGUGCCUGUGCCCGUGCAGGAAGUGAUGAAAGAGAAUAGUAAACCACCCCACGGACCUACAGAGACAGCUUCGCACAUUACCGUCGACCUCGGAAAACCGAACGCUGAGCAUGUCAUACCGCCUACCGUCAUCCCCGGGGCGCUCAAUGUCCAAGCUAUCACGAUCACAAAGACGUCCGCGUCCGCGUCUGCGUCUGCGGCUGCCUCUGCCUCUGCAUCUGCGGCUGCGGGUGGGGAAGGGGAAGGAGAAGGACGGUUUGGGGCGGGGAGGAAGGUGGGGGUUACGAGGCAGUUUAUGGGGUAUACGAUGUCUAAAGGCAGGAUCAGGUUGAUCGACUCGCGUUCCGGUGCCCGACUCAUGCUCCAGACCACCACCCCCACCCCCACUCCCACCUCCGGGUCCGGGUCCGGGAACGGGAACGGGAGCAUCAUCGACCUCGCGGUGACCCCGAUCUUUAUCGCCGCCCUAGCCUCCGACAGGUCCCUCUGGAUCUGGCGCGUCCCCCCCGGGUGGGCGUACGAUAACCCACCGGUGGAGCUUGUCUUUGUUGGACAUACAGCUGGAGCUGGGGCUGGACAAGGGGGGCAGGGGCAUUGGGCAGAAGGCGCCGAGAGGGUGGAAUGGGUGAAGCGCCAUGGCGGGGAGCAGCUUGUCAUCGGCGGUCAAGAAGGUGUCGUCCUCUUCAACCCCCUCCACCCCUCCCUCCCGGGCCAAGGCCCCGCCCCGCACCCUCCCUCCCUGUUCGCCUCCCCCCCCUCCUCCCCCGCCUUCUCCCCCCUGCUCAAAGCCGACGGCCCCCUCGUCGAUUUCUGCAUCAACGCCCAGAACGUCGCGCUCGGCCUCAUGGCAGAGACGGGGCAUUUCACGCUGUACUCUCUUGGGAGUUUGAACAGGGUUUGGGCGAGGAUGCUGCCCGGGGGGAGUGGGGUGCAUGAGCGGGUGAGCGGGUGUUUGUUUGUGGAGAGUAAUGUGUGCGUGGGGAGGAAGGGGAAUACGUAUUGGGAUUUGGUGCAGAUUUCGACGGAUAUUGCCGUUUUGUCUUCUAUCCGGUUCCUCCCCCCGCCUUCCGCCCCCGCCUCCUUGGCGAAAGGGGGGGGGAAGGGGAAGCACUGGACGAAAGCGGUGUACGACCCCGGGUCGGGACUGCUGUUCAUCGCGCCGUACUUGCGCAACUCGCUCUACGCUUUUAGGUACGCGCUUAAAGGCAGUGCGCCGCUGAGAGACGUCUCACUUCCGAAUGGCCCGAGGGUUGUUGGGUUUGACCUCUUGUCUGAAUUUCCCCUCGCCCCGGCAGGUGCGGUGGGAGGGGGAGGGGGAGGGGGAGGAGGGGAAGAGACGGGGGUCAGUUCGUUAGCGAUGAUAGCUUCGCUCGGUAAUCAACCGGGGAGGGAAGCGGGUGAUUUGGAUUUCGUCGUGAAGACCGAUAAGGGCGCUGUCAGUCUGCACCUUACGCAGCUUGGGCUCGAGAUUGCCCAAGGCGGGCUUGGAGCUGUGGAGAAGCAUAAGCAGAAGAAGAAGGAGGAGGAGGAGGAGGAAGAAGAAGAAGGAUGGGCCAAGGUGGUUGAGAAGCCGGAGCCUGUACAGGCUUGGGCGAGUCGACCGGCUGCCCCGGCUAGUAUACCCGCGCCCAAAGCCAAGGUCAUUGGUGAGCACAAACAACAACAACAACAACAGCAAAGCAUGCUUUCACACCCUCUUCCGAGUGGGACGACUUUGGCGCCGAACCAUGCUUCUGAGCAGGAGAAGGCGAGUACGCCCUCUGCGCCCGGGUCGGUCAGUGGGGAUGGGGGGAAGAAGGGGAAGAAGGAGAGGAAACAGAAGGAGAGGGAGGACAAGAUGGUGAGGGAUUUGGAGCGCGAAGAGCAAGAGACAAAUGGGGGCAAGGCUGGCAAGAAGGAGAAGCAGUAUAAAGUCGUGGAGAGGGAGAGAGAGGCCGGGUGGUUGGGUACGGAGGGUGUUGGUAGGGAUGAGGUGGAGAGUAUGCUGAUAGAGCUGGAAGCUCGAUUGGGCAAACAGUUCCAGCAAGAUCUCCAUACGGCUCUAUUCCCGAUCACGCAAAAAGUCGAAUACCUCUCUUCCCCUGCUUACCUCGCUUCCCUCACCUCCGCCCUAUCGUCUUCCCUCCAAUCUACUCUCCUCCCUGCGCUUUCCCAAAACAUCGGUAAAGACAUUCUCGGCGCGAGCAAGGCUAGUGCGCGAGAGGUGGUGACUCUAGUUGGUAGGGAGGUGGGCCGAAAGGUGGAUGAGAGUGUGGAUAGUGUUGUGAGGGUCGUUGUGCAAGAGGCGGUCGUCCAAGACCUAUUGCCUGUCCUCAGGGCAGAGACGAGCCGACAAACGCAAGCCAUCUCUGCCGACCUCCAUUCCGAGCUUUUGCAGCUCCGCAAAUCCCUCUCCCCGCCGCCUCUUCCUCCCGCGCCCAAGGGCCCGACGCAAGAAGAGCUUCAAGAGCAAAAGGAGAGGCAGAAGGAGAGGAAGGAGGCGAGGGAGAGGUGGGUGCGGUGGGAGAAGGAGAAGGAGGAGGAGGGGAAGAGGUGGGAGGGGGUGAGGGGAGAGUUGAGAGAGUUGAGAAAGUUGGUUGGUGCGUUGCAGAGUCAGCAGGGUCAGGGGUCGAGAGAAGUACCGGCUUCGGCACCUAUCGUCCCCGCGCACGCGCAUCCUACUGCCCCUUCCAACCCCGUCCCUCAGCACCACCCACCAUUCCCCCACCCCGGCCUUCACCCGAACCAGUUCCCCCAGCACCCUCCCUUCCCGCCGCCUCCCCCGGCGCAGUUGACGGAUACGUUUAUUGCGGUGCUUUCGAAACAAUCGGUGCCAGAGACGGUGCAGUUGGUGAUGGAUCAUAGGCCGUUGACGGAUUAUAUCUUGCCGGUGAAUGGGGCGGGGAAGAGCCCACUUGGGCAGGCUGUUUUGUUGACGGUUGUGCAUCGACUCUCGACUGCCAUAUCCGACCUCCCUCUUUCUCCCAACACGCCGACUUUACUCGAAUGGCUCCGCCGAUCGCUCGCCCAUCUCCAACCGGGAGAUGCAGAGAUUGAGACGUGGGCCGGUAGAGUUUUGCCUCUAGUCAGAGAAGGAGCGGUGAGGUUUGUUGAGAGGGCGGGUGUGGAGGGAGGACCUGCCGGGAGGGGAUUGGUGAAUGAGGGACGAGAGUUGAUCUCGCAGGUAGAGAGCAAGAUGGGUUGA
This is a messenger RNA of Cryptococcus wingfieldii CBS 7118, 4215 nucleotides long. RefSeq lists its product as hypothetical. The record is from RefSeq and is a predicted model, not a curated record. NCBI's taxonomy places the organism in Eukaryota, Fungi, Basidiomycota, Tremellomycetes, Tremellales, Cryptococcaceae. The coding region runs from base 1 to 4215 and encodes 1404 amino acids. The transcript is spliced from 6 exons.